AUGGUCAGAAAAAUCGGACACAAUGAUUCCACUUUCUGCAUAGUCUGGCGCAACAACAACAACAAUAACAUCAAAAUCAACAUCAGCCACUUUUGCAACAACGGAGACAAUAUCUUCAAAUAUGGAUCAAUGAAGCUGAUCAUGCUGAUGAUGAUAUUUGCAGGGCAAUCUGAGGGUCAAGCUAAUCAAACUGAACCGCAAUGCAACGUUCCAAAUUGUCAGAAUUGUCAGUCUCCAAACAGAUGCUCUCAAUGUAACAGUGGUUACAACUUGGAUGUUCAAUGCAACGUUGGCAAUUGUUUCGCUUGCAGCACGCCGAACGUGUGUGCGGUUUGCAACAAUGGAUACACUUUGAACGUCGCUAACAACAGAUGCGAUGUGCAGUGCAACGUUCCAAACUGUCAAACCUGUCAGUCACCCAACAGAUGUUCCCAAUGUAACAGUGGCUACAACUUGGAUAGCAAUGGAAAUUGCAUUCCGCAAUGCAACGUUCAGUUCUGCCAGCAAUGCCAAGCACCGAACAGAUGUUCCGUCUGUAACAGUGGCUACUUUCUGGAUAGUAAUGCAAACUGCAUACCCAUCCCAGUAUCAUGCAACGUGGCGAACUGCAAGUCAUGUCUCGUUGCAAAUGUAUGCAUCCAAUGCAACGAUGGAUACACGCUGGACACCAAUAACAACGUUUGCAGAAUCCAAUGUAACAUUGCUAACUGCUUGACGUGUAACUCUCCCAACGUGUGUGCAAUCUGCAACGUUGGAUACGUUUUGAAUGCGGCCAACAACAGAUGCGACGUGCAAUGCAGUGUUCCCAACUGUCAAAGUUGUCAGUCACCCAACAGAUGUUCUCAGUGUAACAGUGGCUACAACUUGGAUAGCAGUGGAAAUUGUGUUGCCCAAUGCAACGUUCAGUUCUGCCAGCAAUGCCAAGCACCAAACAAAUGUUCCGUCUGUAACAGUGGCUACUAUCUGGAUAGUAAUGCAAAUUGCAUUGCCAUCCCAGUAUCAUGCAACGUGGCGAACUGCAAGUCAUGUCUCGUUGCAAAUGUAUGCUUCCAAUGCAACGAUGGAUACACGCUGGACACCAAUAACAACGUUUGCAGAACACAAUGCAACGUUCAGUUUUGCCAGCAAUGCCAAGCACCGAACAGAUGUUCCGUCUGUAACAGUGGCUACUAUCUGGAUAGUAAUGCAAACUGCGUUCCAAUUCCGGUAUCAUGCAACGUGGCAAACUGCAAGUCAUGUCUCGUUGCAAAUGUAUGCAUCCAAUGCAACGAUGGAUACACGCUGGACACCAAUAACAACGUUUGCAGAAUCCAGUGUAAUAUUGGUAACUGCCUGACGUGUAACUCUCCGAACGUGUGUGCCAUCUGUAACGUUGGAUACACUUUGAAUGCCGCCAACAAAAGAUGCGAUGUACAGUGCAACGUCCCAAACUGUCAAAAUUGUCAGACACCCAACAGAUGUUCUCAGUGUAACAGUGGCUACAACUUGGAUAGCAAUGGAAACUGUAUUCUCCAAUGCAACGUUGCCAAUUGCUUCUCCUGCAACACACCGAACGUGUGUGCAGUCUGUAACAGUGGAUACAUUCUGAAUUCCGCUAACAACAGAUGCGACGUGCAAUGCAACGUUCCAAACUGUCAAUUCUGCCAGUCUCCAAACCAGUGCUCCCAAUGUAACAGUGGCUACAACCUGAACAAUGGGAACUGUUCUCUCGCCCCAAUCCCAUGCAACGUUGCCAACUGUCGAACAUGUCUCGUAGCGAAUGUCUGCUACCAGUGCAAUGAUGGUUACACACUCGAUACAAACAAUAACGCCUGCAGAAUUCAAUGCAACGUUGCCAAUUGUUUGUCGUGUAACACACCGAACGUGUGUGCGUUCUGCAACAGUGGAUACAACUUGAAUGUCGCUAACAACAGAUGCGAUGUCCAAUGCAACGUUGCCAAUUGCUUCUCCUGCAACACAUCGAACGUGUGUGCAGUCUGUAACAGUGGAUACAUUCUGAAUUCCGCUAACAACAGAUGCGACGUCCAGUGUAACGUUGCCAACUGUGUUUCGUGCAAUACACCGAACGUGUGUUCAGUUUGCUACCAAGGAUUCACUCUGAAUGUUGCUAACAGAUGCGAUGUCCAGUGUAACGUUGCCAACUGUGUCUCGUGCAAUACACCGAACGUGUGUGCAGUUUGCAACACUGGAUACACUUUGAACGCUGCCAACAACAGAUGCGAUGUGCAAUGCAACUUUCUAUUUUGUCAAACCUGUCAGUCACCCAACAGAUGUUCUCAGUGUAACAGUGGCUACAGCUUGGAUAGCAAUGAAAUCUGCAUUCCACAAUGCAACGUUCAGUUCUGCCAACAAUGCCGAGCACCGAACAGAUGUUCCGUCUGUAAUAGUGGCUACUAUCUGAAUAGUGAUGCAAACUGCGUCCAAAUUCCAAUAACGUGCAACGUUGCCAACUGUCGAUCAUGUCUCGUAGCGAAUGUCUGCUACCUGUGCAAUGAUGGUUACACGCUCGAUACCAACAAUAACGUCUGCAGAAGUGCGUUUUGUUUUGAAUAUCAUCCGUGCAGUGCAACGUUCCUAAUUGCCAGAACUGUCAGUCACCCAACAGAUGUUCCCAAUGUAACAGUGGCUACAAUCUGGAUGGCAAUGGAAACUGCAUUGCUCAGUGCAAUGUCCCAAACUGUCAACAAUGUCAGACACCCAACAGAUGUUCACAAUGUAACUGUGGUUACAGCUUGGAUAGCAAUGGGAACUGCGUUCCCCAGUGUAUUGUUCCAAACUGUCAGCAAUGUCAAACCCCCAACAAAUGUAGCCAAUGCAAUAGCGGUUACAACUUGGACAGCAAUGGAAGCUGCGUCCAUUUUGUCCAGCUUCAGUCAGAGGAGGAUCUAAACAACUUCAACGGGGGUGAACAAGCAAAGUCCAGUGGCACAUCACAUGGAAAACAUAAUAAGUUUGCCUUUUUGCCACAAUGGCCACAUCUUCUUUGUUUGGGCAUUUUUUGUAGAUGGUGAUGGAAGUGGGUUGUAGCUUGAAAUAAACAGAACUUAUUUAUUGGCCUCAGUUUGAAUUAUAAUUUGUUGUACGAUCUUACACAUUAUAGAUAACACUACAAGGAUCAGAUUUUAGUUUCAUUUCAUUAUCAUUUUGUUUUACGGACGUUUACUUUAUGUGCAGUGUGCUAUGAUUUUGUGUCAAAUAGUUGUACGAACAAAUUAUGUUAUAUGCGCCUGAUAAUUUUUGAAAUUGUUUCUGUUUUUUCUUUUUGGUGGCCUAUAAAGCAAAA
Helobdella robusta is the source of this 3283-nucleotide messenger RNA. RefSeq lists its product as hypothetical. Bases 1 to 2889 code for a protein of 962 amino acids. Lineage: Eukaryota; Metazoa; Annelida; Clitellata; Rhynchobdellida; Glossiphoniidae. The record is from RefSeq and is a predicted model, not a curated record. The transcript has 31 exons.